Hyaloperonospora brassicae is the source of this 423-nucleotide messenger RNA. The record is from the annotation of a GenBank genome assembly. Lineage: Eukaryota; Oomycota; Peronosporomycetes; Peronosporales; Peronosporaceae.
AUGGUCUCCUCCAGGCGAGUGUGCCACGUCGUCGUGUCUUUGCCCACCCGACACAGCGCCAGCAUCAACGCGUGUGACAUCCGCAGUGGCAUGUCCGUGCAGGACCUGAAGUACUUGACAGCGCAGCGCCAGCGUCUCGAGUUCUGGAGUCGCAUGUCGGCGGCACGUCGGGUGUCGGUAGCUACGGACUUUGCGGACGCAUCGUCUCCAACGCCGACGUGCGAGUCGUCACUGUCUGCGUCGUCACCGCCACCGUAUUACAGUGACGGGUCGUGCUACUCGGGGACCUACAGCCACGCACCUCUUGUCAGUCAACACGGACACGCGUCCGACACGAUAUAUGUCACGCACGGCGGACAAGUCGUUUCGUUGCUGGCAGGCGUUGUGAACGCGCCGCAAGUGGACUUUGCACGGGACCAUUGA